Aegilops tauschii subsp. strangulata is the source of this 1651-nucleotide messenger RNA. RefSeq lists its product as uncharacterized. The record is from RefSeq and is a predicted model, not a curated record. Lineage: Eukaryota; Viridiplantae; Streptophyta; Magnoliopsida; Poales; Poaceae.
CUCUAUGGGGCCGCAAAGUUGAUAUGCAGCAGAGUGUUAGCCAGAUCGAGGUCCUGCAGGAGAGAGGAUGAUUUCGACGGGAUGGUGCGGGUCCGAACACACGGAUCUCUUGAAGUUGAAAUCCGAUCUGUUCGAUGUGUCGGAAAGGAUCUCACGCCUGGCCGGUCCCGAGAUCCAGGCCCAGAGCAAGGUCGGCGAGGAUGCGGCGGCUGCGCUGCCCGAUCCGGCCGCCAAGGAGGAGACCCAGGAGACGAUCGUUGGUCAGGCAGACAACCCGUUCCUCUGGCAGUCCAAACCCAAAUUCAUCAUUGGCAUAUUGUCGAAGAUCCAAGAAGACGUCGGCGACGUCGCUUCGGUGCUCGAAGCAGAAAGGACGAGGAAGGAGGCGGCGGCAGCGCUAAGCUUUGCCUUCAGGUUAGAGCUGUGCUGCAAGCGGAUCGACGAGCUGUGGCGCGAGAUGCACGAAAUACUGAGAUCGUUCUCGGCGGAGAAGAAAGAUCUUGUUAAGACCAUGACCAUGUUUACUUCUGAGCCGUGCGUGCACCGCAUCGCCAAGCUGAAACGGAUCUCUGAGCGUAUCACCACGCUCCGGCGGUUGGACCCAGGUCUUGACUCCAAAGUGAAAUCAACGCUCGUCCGGUUGAAAUCGGAAUCCUUCUUAUCCGCCAUGGAGGGCGAGAGCGAAGGUGUUGCGGGAGGAGACGGAGCCAAAUCUUCCGCGGAGAUGGACAAGUCAUUCGCUGCUUACCGCCUCUUCUGGGAACGGACAUGGGGCACUGACUACAGCUUCGAACAUCAGACGUUAUUGAGCCCCAUGCAAUAUACACAUUGCACACCAGGCCGCAUCCCCGUUGACGCUGUUGCGGGGAGCACCUUGCAGAUCAACUCCAUCAAAGUCUCUGCAGUAGAAGAACUCGGGCAUUCACCGGAGGUGUAUGGAGUGGUAGCGGCCCGAGACGCUGCAGACCGUCAUCGCAACCCUAUCUUCCUUCGUACAUGGAAUGACCGCCAAAUCCUCACAAAACAAGAUCCUUUUUUGCAAUUGACUGGGCCAGUACGUGCGAUUGUGUCGACGGAUACUGUUUACAUUGAAAUCCAACUAAAAGUAAAGGACGAAACAAAAUCUGAGGAUAGAGCAUUGAUCAGUACAUUCUACCUUUAUAAUGCUGAGCAACAUGGAAGUUUCCUUGUCAGCAGCCCCUUAUGCACAGUGGAACUAUGCUGUGAGAGACUUGAAGAGUCAGUCCAGGCCACUAUCCUGAGUGCAGUAGUUAAAGCCCACGAAGGGUCAUCUCCUUUUCCACACGGCGGAAGAAUUGUCUGCUCUUCACUACCUUGUCAUGGUUAUGAGGAUAUCAUUGGGCUCCCAUCUACGGAAGUUGUGCUGCUUGAGUCACAAAAUGGAAGAAUGCCAAUGGCUAGAAAUGGUCACCUUGAUCUGAUAAGGCAUGUGGUUUCUGUGGAAUUAAGAGGAAAGUUGAAAUUUAUCAUAAAGACCUAUUCACCUUCACACCCUGCUGAGAUGGCUACUUAUGAUGUCCUCUUCACACCCGAAAAAUGCAACAUCAGUAAAAAAACAUGUAACCUUGAUGGUGGCUCUGAGGUGGAGAUUACUGUUGCUUGGUCCUUCCUUCCUUCGAUGCUAUCUUGA